AUGCCAAGAGGCGGUGAGUAUCCAGCGCCGUUAUUUUUGCUAACGUUCCAAAUGUAACUGUUCGCUAUCCAAGCUAGCCAGCAAACGUAACAUUACCUCAAGGAAUAUAGCUGGCUAGCUAACUACUUGGAGGAUCUGGUCAAAUUUUAUGUUCUACUUGAGUAGCCACGUUUCGUGAGAACUGACGUAACGUUAGCUAACUAGCAAGUUAAGUAGUUACAGCUAUUAGCUAACUAAUUAGCUAGUUAACUUGCUAGCUAGGCUACUGUCACUACAGUAGUAGCUAAUGUUAGCUAAACUUGGUCUGGCGAACACCAUGUGCACCCAGUUGAUUUCAUCCAUUGACAGCAAAGAAGUUCAAUCACUUUAACUUUUAAUAUGGAUUGGAUUCUGACAUCUGUAACCAUGCCGCAGAGUGAACGUCAUGUCUGAUUCAUCUCUCGUUAUCUGAUCUUCUACAACAUGCCUCGCUCUCUCAUUUGGGUUUUUUAGGUAAAAAAGGUCACAAGGGCCGGGGAAAGCAGUUCAGCAACCCAGAAGAGAUCGACAGACAGAUGAAAGCACAGAGAGAGCUGGUGAGUAAAGGAUCCAUGGCUCUGAGGGGAUAUCUAGUUUUUGCACCUUGUGAUUAACAUAGCUCUAAACAGAUACCUAUAUUAUAGACCUUCCAUACGGGGUUCCAGCUUCGCAAGUGCAAUGCAUGGGAGAUAUAUUUUCAACCUACCUUUACUUGGCGAUAUUUUAAUUACCGGUAAUUCUCGAUUUGGAAGGCACCCGUGACUUACUCCCGUUGCAGGUGUAACUCUGAGAAUGAGGAAAUAUUCAGAAAUAUAUUAAAUCCACUUUUUGUACUGAGUGUGAAAUGCCUUACGAAUAUGUGUAGAUCUUUGUUUGGGUCAAGCUGUUUAAAGCACUGUCAUGUUCUUCUACAUGUGGCCACGUCACUUAGAAAUGACUAGUUCCAGCAAUGAUGUUGGGAAGAUCGAGAUGUCCGGCAACUAAAUGGCGAGGGAACUCCUUACUUAUUUUUCUGAAUUCUCUGGUUUUUGGAGUUCCACCUGUGCUCAAGAAUGGCGGUAUUGUCAAGGAUGUUUGAAAAUGUUUACCAUGCAGUCUAUAACCCAGCUGCUAGACCUGCACCAGCUAAUUUAGCUAGUAACAUUUAUCUAUAUAUUCAAAGGUGUGUGUGAAAUACAUUUCAAACAGACAUGACGGCUUGAACAUGAUCUAACAGGUGUAUGUGUGAUAGGAGGCGAACGGCGGAGUAGAGAAGGAGGAGGAGAAAUCAUCAGGAUCUGACGACAGCAGCAGUGAAGAGGAGGACGUUGUGAGUGCGGGUUCUCCUUUUAAUGUCUAGUCCAUCCGCCAAGGAAUUAGAAGUGUUGUGGUUUUAAUGACUCGCUCGUCAAGAUGCUCCUACUCACUUUCAAAGUGUCACCUGCCAACACUACCUUAGUCAGAACUGCAUUGUUGACUCUCUGUUCAAUGUCUUAACGUUGUCUGUUAUUACAGAACAAGAAGAAGAGUGGAGUGGAAGGAUUGAUCGAGAUUGAGAAUCCCAACCGCAUAUCCCAGAAAAGUAAGAAGGUGACAGAGCUAGAUGUCAACGCACCCAAAGAGCUGUCACGCCGAGAGAGGUGAGGAUCUCACUUUUCCUUCAAGUCUCAGGCCUAAUGCCUAAAAUGAAAAGAUUUGAAGUCAGUAAAUUCAGGAAUAGCCUUGGGUUAGUGAAGGUCUUGGGAGUGGGUGUAGGCAAGGAUACUUUAUUAUUCAGAUGGAAAUGAUAACGGCAAAUGUUAUUAGAUCUUGAAAGCAGGACCCUGUUUGACCGUCUCGCUUUCUCUGUCUCAGGGAGGAGAUCGAGAAGCAGAAAGCUAAGGAACGCUACAUGAAGCUGCACCUAGAGGGGAAGACAGACCAGGCACGGGCCGACCUCGCCAGGCUGGCCAUAAUCAAGAAGCAGAGAGAGGACGCGCAAAAGAAGAGGGACGGCAUCAAAAAAGGUGAGGGAUAAGGAAUCUCUUAUAAACUGUGCUUGUCCUUUGUGCUAUACUGUCUGACAGCAACACAGGACUUAAAUGGCUAAUCAGAGAAGGUCAUAUGGGCACCGUUGUGUUUAUUCAGACAGACUGUGGUUGCUCCUUUUGAAUUCAGUGCCUGACUGUCUUUAUCUGAUGGUUUCCUAGAAAAAGAAGCUGAAGACUCCAAGUCCAAGCGUUAGUCCUCUGUCUCCCGAGGACUUGGCCUGGAAAACAUUCUGGGGAGGAUGGAGAGACGAGAGAAGACUGUAGAAGGGAGGGUACCAAUACGAGGGUUGUCAGCUCAGGGGUAACGUAUGCUUGGGCUCCUGCCCUUCAUCUCUGAUGAGGGAAGGGUGUGAGCCGGGCGUUUUGGAGGAGACGGGGAAAGGGGCACUUCAGGUUUCCUCCGUAUUCUGUGAGGUCACAACGGCAGGUGUUCUAGUGUCUUCCCUCCUCACUCCUCCCCUGUGUUCUAGUUCUAAAGCUGCUGGAGAUAAUUCUUUGAUUAUAUUUUUUGCAUUUUAACAUGGUUUACUUAUGAAUGGGAAGUGUUUGGGGAGGAUGAGUAGGGGUUUGUAUACUUUCAUCUGACCUGUUUUUAAGGUGAAUCAGGAGGUGGUUGGGACGGAGGAACACUAAGAUCCACAUUAUACAGGAAAUCUAUGUGCUCUUUAUUUUCUGUUCUGUUCCAUCUCUACCAGUUGUCUUCAUUCAUAACCUGACAGUUCAAAGGCCUUUGCCUCCAAAGGAAACAUGUGGGAAAUAAAGGUCCCAUAGGCAGUAGUGUCUCAGACAAAACAUGUAUAAAGGAAUCAAUCAGCCUUUAUGCCACUUAACGUUAGGUGUUGAAUUUUCUGGAGUUUUUACCCAUUAUUCUGUUGGUGUUUCUGCCCAGACACGUUCAGCGCGUUUGAGCCGCCACCUGCCUCUAACUUCUGA
Messenger RNA from Coregonus sp. 'balchen', 2960 nucleotides. The record is from the annotation of a GenBank genome assembly. NCBI's taxonomy places the organism in Eukaryota, Metazoa, Chordata, Actinopteri, Salmoniformes, Salmonidae.